This is a messenger RNA of Drosophila bipectinata, 2339 nucleotides long. RefSeq names its product paxillin (gene Pax). Gene Ontology annotation, cellular component: Z disc; filamentous actin; stress fiber. Gene Ontology annotation, biological process: heart development; muscle structure development; actin cytoskeleton organization. Lineage: Eukaryota; Metazoa; Arthropoda; Insecta; Diptera; Drosophilidae. Gene Ontology annotation, molecular function: muscle alpha-actinin binding; actin binding. The record is from RefSeq and is a predicted model, not a curated record.
GUCUCCGGCUCUCGCCACACAAAAGCGAACGUCCCCAACAACUCGGCGAUUCGUGGCCCCAACUCCGCGACAGAAAACUGUUUGCGUGGAUUAUGAAGAUUUCGUUUUCAAUUCGACGCCAAUUGAACUAAUCUACGCGUGUGCCCAGUGCCGAAUAAAGAGAAAACUAAACUAUCGGCCAGCGAUUCGGUUGCGACUUGCUCUUCUUGGCAAAAGUUCUCAUCACACAUCCGCGUUCACAUCCGCAGGCCAGCCGAAAAAAAACAAAUACAACACCCGGAGCCGGAGCAUGGACGACCUAGAUGCUCUCCUAGCUGAUCUGCAGAACAGUGUGCCAGGCCAUCCACAGCCACCUCAGCCACAAUAUGGCACCGUCCAGCCCAAGUCACAACCCUUGCAGCAGCAAUAUGUGGACAACACCCCCGGAUAUGGAAGCUUGAGGGGCAAGGCACAGCCUCAGUUGUAUCAGGAGCACUACAACGUGGAGACUCGAUCACCUACGGCGGGAGAUUACAAUGGCUCCUCGGCUAUUCCCAGUUACGCCAAUCAGGGAUCCCUGCCACGCCAGACUGCCGGUAACUCGGGACUCUCGGAGUUGGACUCUCUGUUGCAGGACUUGCAAAAUGCUCGUUACAAUGGAUCAGACAAAAAGGAAGUCGAUGUGCCCGUCAACUACAGCACUCCAGUCUCUAAGUACAACACCUACAACAGCUAUGCCACCGUGGAGGAGCGUCCCACCGUGGACAGCCUGCUGAAUGAGCUAGACAAUGCCCACAUCUAUGCCGUGCCCAAUGGAUCGGCACACAAAUCACCGACGCCGGGACGCCAUGUCACCAUCACGGUGCGUGAAACCAAGACGGAGAAGCUAACAGGUCCCGAUGGUCCAGUUGGCACGGUGGAGGAGCAGAUAGUGCAGCAGAAGGACUCGUAUACGCCCAAUCAUGCUGUUCCGGGUCAACAGGUUCACCAGGCAUACACGUCCCAGGCCACCAAGGAGUUGGAUGACCUGAUGGCAUCCCUAUCCGAUUUUAAGGUCAGCAACGGAAGCAACGGUAUCGGCAACGGAAACGGAACCGGACCAGGAACAGGAACAGGCAACCACCACUCCCAGCAACACUCAUCGACGCUGCAACACCAAACGGUGACCGACUACGCCAGACCGAACAAGGGCAGCCAACAGGCACAUCUCACCCAGACGAUCGAGGAGACGACCAUCGUCGAGGACAGUCGCGAGGAUCAGUUGGAUUCUAUGCUAGGAAACCUACAGGCCAAUAUGAGUCGCCAAGGAGUCAACACUGUACAGAAGGGCUGCUGCAAUGCCUGCGAGAAGCCGAUCGUCGGCCAGGUGAUCACCGCCCUGGGCAAGACCUGGCAUCCGGAGCACUUUACGUGCAACCACUGCAGCCAGGAGCUGGGCACCCGCAACUUCUUUGAACGCGACGGCUUCCCCUACUGCGAGCCCGACUACCACAAUCUGUUUAGCCCACGGUGUGCCUACUGCAACGGCGCCAUCCUGGACAAGUGCGUCACGGCGCUGGACAAGACCUGGCACACGGAGCACUUCUUCUGCGCCCAGUGCGGCCAGCAGUUCGGCGAGGAGGGCUUCCAUGAGCGCGACGGCAAGCCCUACUGCCGCAACGACUACUUUGAGAUGUUUGCCCCGAAGUGCAAUGGCUGCAACCGGGCCAUCAUGGAGAACUACAUCUCGGCGCUGAACUCGCAGUGGCAUCCCGACUGCUUUGUCUGCAGGGACUGUCGGCAGCCAUUCCAGGGUGGCUCUUUCUUUGACCACGAGGGACUGCCCUAUUGCGAGACCCACUACCACGCGAAGCGCGGCUCCUUGUGCGCCGGAUGCUCCAAACCGAUCACCGGACGCUGCAUUACGGCCAUGUUCAAGAAAUUCCAUCCGGAACACUUCGUCUGCGCCUUCUGCUUGAAGCAACUGAACAAGGGAACGUUCAAGGAGCAAAAGGACAAGCCAUACUGCCACACCUGUUUCGACAAGAUAUUCGGUUGAAUUCGCAGCUGCCAAAACUCUAGUUACGGAUAUAAUACUGUUUUUUAUACGAUCUACGACUCCCCUUUGUACCAACACGCCGCCAAUGCCCCCAUACACACAUACUUACCGUGCAUCUGUGCUUUUUAUAACCAAGUCAAAUUAGUAAUUUAAUUAACGUCGAUCGAACAGGCUACGAUGAAAAUAAUAAAAUGGCAAUCGUAACCAAUUAGCGGACACUAAUCCUAAUCAAAUUACAUUACAUAUGUUGGUCACUUUGAUAUUGCUUCUCGUUUGAAAAGAAAAAGACCGCAAAAUGAUAAAUAAAUCAAAUAUGAGAAAG